Melanotaenia boesemani (Boeseman's rainbowfish) is the source of this 7413-nucleotide messenger RNA. It is a transcript of the gene smarca2, whose product is annotated as SWI/SNF related, matrix associated, actin dependent regulator of chromatin, subfamily a, member 2. The transcript has 34 exons. Bases 138 to 4913 code for a protein of 1591 amino acids. NCBI's taxonomy places the organism in Eukaryota, Metazoa, Chordata, Actinopteri, Atheriniformes, Melanotaeniidae. Gene Ontology annotation, cellular component: nucleus. Gene Ontology annotation, molecular function: histone binding; ATP binding; ATP-dependent chromatin remodeler activity. Gene Ontology annotation, biological process: positive regulation of transcription by RNA polymerase II. The record is from RefSeq and is a predicted model, not a curated record.
ACAGCAAAACAACACUGAGGGGGAGUGAACUUGUAGACAGCAGUCAUAUUUUGAAGAAACGUUACAAUAAUUUCUUCUAAUUGUGUGCAGUUGCAGAUCAGCCGAAAGUUGUCUGGUGUCUCCCAGUUCGUUGGUAGAUGUCCACCCCGUCAGACACAUCAGGUGGUAUGUCCCAUCCAGGCCCUUCUCCAGGGGCAGGUCUAUCCCCGGGGCCCAUAUUGGGCCCCAGCCCUGGACCAGACCCUUCACCAAGUUCUGUUCACAGUAUGAUGGGGCCCAGUCCUGGACCUGGAACACCGAAUGCCCCGCAUGGCAUGCAGGGCCAGGGACAGGGGGAAUACUCUCAGGAAAGCAUGUAUCCUAUGCACAAGUCCAUGGAGGGGAUGAAUGACAAGACAAUGGCAGAGGCGAUGCAUUUUGGCCACAUGAAAGGGGUGGGGAUGAGAUCCCUCCAUAGUGGAAUGGGACCCCCACAAAGUCCCAUGGACCAACACAGCCAGGGAUAUAUGUCUCCACACCCAUCUCCUAUGGGAGUCCAUGAGCAUGCUUCCAGCCCCAUGUCAGGUGGAGGAGGUGGACCUACUCCACCGCACAUGCCUCCCACCCAGUCAGGCCCUAUAAUGUCCAUGGAUCCCCAAGGAGGAAUGUCCAGCAUGAGCCAGCAAGGACGGGGGCCUUCUGCUUUCAGUCCGGUCCAGCUACAGCAGCUCAGAGCUCAGAUUCUGGCCUACAAGAUUCUGGGCCGUGGUCAACCACUACCUGAAAACCUCCAGCUGGCAGUUCAGGGCAAAAGAAGCCUACCCACAAUGCAACAGCAGCAGCCGCCUCAACAGCAGCCACCACAGCAGCAGCAGCAGCAACAGCAGCAGGCCCCUAAUGCCAGUCCGUACAGACCUCCAGGUAUGCCAUUGGCACCCAUGGGUGGUCCCCAAUCAAGCCCCUGCCCAACAUCAGCCAUGCAAGGACACAUUCAAAGUACAGGACCAAAGCCCUGGACUGAUGGUCAGGGUGGUGAAAAUCAAGCCAAUGCACCAAAGCACCUCACUCCUGUUCCCAGCGGCCGCCCAUCCCCUGCACCACCUCCGACAUCUGCUGCCCCUUCUGGGCCCAUGCCAGGCAGUUCAGCAGCCAUCCAGCCUCCAGGCCAGCAGGUGUCCCCUAUGCUCCAGAUGCAGCAGAAGCAAAACCGGAUCACACCCAUCCAGAAGCCUCAGGGUUUGGACCCAGUGGGAAUCUUGCAGGAGAGAGAAUACAGAUUGCAGGCUCGGAUUGCGCAUCGAAUACAGGAACUGGAAAGUCUGCCAGGCUCUUUGCCUCCUGACCUCCGGACUAAAGCUACAGUGGAGCUCAAAGCUCUGCGUCUGCUGAACUUCCAGCGGCAGCUGAGGCAGGACGUGGUGGCAUGUAUGAGGCGAGACACGACCCUGGAGACGGCCCUCAACUCGAAGGCAUACAGACGCAGCAAGCGGCAGACUUUGAGAGAGGCUCGGAUGACGGAGAAGCUGGAGAAGCAGCAGAAACUGGAGCAGGAGAAGAAGCGCAGGCAGAAACAUCAGGAAUAUCUCAACAGUAUCCUUCAGCAUGCUAAGGACUUCAAAGAGUAUCAUCGCUCAGUGUCUGGAAAAAUUCAGAAACUUACCAGAGCCAUCGCCACAUGGCACACCAACACAGAACGUGAGCAGAAGAAGGAGACUGAGAGAAUUGAGAAGGAGAGGAUGAGGAGACUUAUGGCAGAAGAUGAGGAAGGCUACCGAAAACUAAUUGACCAAAAGAAAGACAAACGUCUGGCCUACUUGCUGCAGCAGACGGAUGAGUACGUGGCCAACCUGACCACUCUGGUGUAUGAGCACAAAGCUGCUCAAGCAGCCAAGGAGAAGAAGAGGAGGAAGAAGAGAAAGAAGAAGGUGGAUGGAGAUGGUGAAGGCACCAGUGCCAUUGGACCUGAUGGGGAGCCGAUGGAUGAGAGCAGCCAAAUGAGUGAGCUGCCAGUCAAAGUGAUUCAGACGGAGACUGGGAAAGUUUUACAGGGGACAGACGCUCCCAAGUCUAGCCAGCUGGAGGCUUGGCUCGAGAUGAACCCCGGGUAUGAGGUUGCCCCGCGGUCGGACAGUGAGGAAAGCGGCUCAGAGUUUGAGGAGGAGGAAGAAGAUGAGGUGGCCAAGGGAGAAACGGAGGAAAAGAAAAAGACUGAUGCCAGUGGAGAUGCAGUGAACGUGAAGGCUGCCAAGCACAUCAUCGAGUCAGCCAAACAAGAUGUGGAUGAUGAAUACAGCGUUGCCACUGGGCAGACCAGCUCCCAGUCGUACUAUGGAGUGGCCCACGCCGUCAUUGAGAGGGUGGAGAAACAAUCCUCACUGCUGAUCAAUGGCACUCUCAAACAGUACCAGAUCCAAGGGUUGGAGUGGAUGGUGUCGCUGUACAAUAACAAUCUGAACGGUAUCCUGGCUGAUGAAAUGGGACUUGGGAAAACCAUCCAAACCAUCGCCCUCAUCACCUACCUGAUGGAACAUAAGAGGCUCAACGGCCCUUAUCUCAUCAUCGUUCCUCUCUCGACUUUAUCUAAUUGGGUCUAUGAACUUGACAAGUGGGCACCUUCUGUGGUUAAAAUUGCCUACAAGGGUACUCCUGCUCUGCGUCGCGGCCUUGUGCCUCAGCUCCGCAGCGGGAAGUUCAACGUCCUGCUGACCACCUAUGAAUACAUCAUCAAGGACAAGCACAUACUGGCUAAGAUUCGUUGGAAGUAUAUGAUUGUGGAUGAAGGCCAUCGCAUGAAGAACCACCACUGUAAGCUGACCCAGGUUUUGAACACCCACUAUGUGGCCCCUCGUCGGCUCCUCCUCACCGGUACCCCGCUGCAGAACAAGCUGCCUGAGCUGUGGGCUCUGCUCAACUUCCUCCUGCCCACCAUCUUCAAGAGCUGCAGCACCUUCGAGCAGUGGUUCAAUGCACCCUUCGCCAUGACAGGAGAGAGGGUUGACCUCAAUGAGGAGGAGACCAUCCUGAUUAUUCGCCGUUUGCAUAAGGUGCUCCGGCCUUUCCUGCUUCGCAGACUGAAGAAGGAAGUGGAGUCUCAGCUGCCAGAGAAGGUGGAGUAUGUCAUAAAAUGUGACAUGUCUGCAAUACAGAAAGUUCUGUACCGCCACAUGCAGAAAGGCAUCCUCCUAACAGACGGCUCAGAGAAAGACAAGAAGGGUAAAGGAGGUGCUAAGACUCUAAUGAACACCAUCAUGCAGCUGAAGAAGAUAUGUAACCAUCCAUACAUGUUCCAGCACAUUGAGGAAUCUUUUGCGGAGCACUUGGGCUAUCCUAACGGCAUCAUCAGUGGGCCUGAUCUGUAUCGAGCCUCUGGGAAGUUUGAGCUCCUGGAUCGCAUCCUGCCCAAGCUCCAGGCCACCAGCCACAGAGUCCUGCUGUUCUGCCAGAUGACCACGCUCAUGACAAUCAUGGAGGACUACUUCGGCUACCGCAACUUUCAGUAUUUACGUCUCGAUGGAACCACCAAGUCUGAGGAUCGAGCUGCGCUGUUGAAGAAAUUUAAUGAGGAGGGAUCUCAGUACUUUAUCUUCCUCCUCAGUACCAGAGCCGGUGGCCUCGGCCUCAACCUGCAGGCUGCCGACACCGUCGUCAUCUUUGACAGUGACUGGAACCCGCACCAGGACCUUCAGGCUCAGGAUCGGGCUCACCGCAUCGGCCAGCAAAAUGAGGUGCGAGUGCUUCGUCUCUGCAGCGUCAACAGCGUAGAAGAGAAGAUCUUGGCAGCUGCCAAAUACAAACUGAACGUAGAUCAGAAGGUCAUCCAGGCAGGCAUGUUUGACCAGAAGUCCUCGAGCCAUGAGCGCCGGGCCUUCCUCCAGGCCAUUUUAGAGCACGAGGAGCAGAACGAGGAGGAAGAUGAGGUACCUGAUGAUGAAACCCUUAACCAGAUGAUAGCCCGCAAUGAAGAUGAGUUUGAGCUCUUCAUGCGCAUGGACAUGGAUCGGCGGCGAGAGGACGCCAGGAACCCAAAACGUAAGCCUCGUCUGAUGGAGGAGGACGAGCUGCCCUCUUGGAUCAUCAAAGAUGACGCUGAGGUGGAAAGGCUCACCUAUGAGGAGGAAGAGGAGAAGAUGUUUGGUCGAGGCUCACGCUGUCGUCGGGACGUGGACUACAGCGACACACUGACAGAAAAACAGUGGCUAAGGGCCAUCGAGGAUGGAAACUUGGAGGAGAUGGAGGAAGAGAUCAGGCUAAAAAAGCGCAAACGCAAAAGACGUCAAGACAAAGACUCCUCCAGCAGAGACGAUGGAGGCACAAAGGCUAAGAAGAGACGUGGGCGACCGCCAGCAGAGAAGUUUUCUCCCAACCCCCCCAAACUCACCAAGCAAAUGAACACCAUCAUCGACACAGUGAUCAACUACAGAGAUGGGUCUGGAAGACAACUGAGCGAAGUCUUUGUCCAGCUUCCAUCCAGAAAGGAGCUCCCUGAAUAUUAUGAGCUGAUAAGAAAACCAGUGGAUUUCAAGAAGAUCAAGGAACGUGUGAGAAACCAUAAAUACAGGAAUGUGGGAGACCUGGAGAAGGACGUGAUGCUGCUUUGUCAAAAUGCACAGACGUUCAACCUGGAGGGCUCCCAGAUAUAUGAGGACUCCAUUGUUCUUCAGUCUGUAUUCAAGAGUGCCAGACAGAAGAUUGCCAAGGAUGAAGACAGCGAAGAUGACAGUGAUGAUGAUGAUGAUGAUGAUGACUAUGAGUCAGAGGCUGAGGCCAAGUUUGUACGGGUGAAGAUCAAAUUGGGCAGGGAAGCACGCAGCCACGACAAAGGCAAGAAGAGGCAGAGCCGAGGUAAAGCCAAGCCGGUGGUCAGCGACGACGACAGUGACGAGGACCAGGAUGAUAACGAUCAGUCAGACAAGAGCAAAAGUGAUGACGACUGAGGAAGGAGAAGCAAGGAAACGAGGACAGUAUCUUCCAUCGCUGCUGUUCUGGUUCAUAUUCUGUAUAUAAAUAUUUUUUUUUGGCUUCUUUGUUAGUCUGUAGUGCACCAUCUUCUCUCACCAGCUUUGAAACAUAUUGCUAAUAAAUCAAUAACAUACAGCAAUAUCAGUCAGCUGAUAUUCCUGUUUUUAAGACAGUUUUGUAGAAUAUUUUUAACUCUGUGCUUAAAGUGAAAAAAAAACGACAAAAAAAAUCUUUUAAAAAUACAUUUGUCAUUUAAUACAUGCUUUUUUCUUUUUUAGUAUUUUCUUGCUUGCACUUUUAAAAAUUCUUAAUACUUUUUUAAUAUAAACAAAAACUAUCUAAGCAAAGACAUUCAUGUUAAUUCGGAGUCACUGGUUAAAAAAAGGCAGUAAAGUUUUUAUUUUUUGCUUCAAUGUUUAACUUUGUGCUGUGCCAAAUGUUUGAAUGUUUAAAUAAAAUAAAUAAAAAAGUGAUGUUAACCCCUCCCAUAUGCAGCAACUGGCCAAGCAAAAGAUGGCACAACUAAAAAUAAAAUAUAAAAAAGCAAUUAUUUGAAUAACUGUUUAUAUGAUGUAACCAGUGCCAAAUGAACCGAUAAUCAUUUUUAUGGAUAAUAAUAUUAAUAAUAUAACCCGUAUAGUUGUAAUUAGACUUUAGUGUUACUCCAGUUAGCUGACAGUUAGCCCGUCACAAUUUUUACGUAAUCACCUGCUCGCCGAAAUUUAAUACAAUCAUAAUUAUUUAGCUAAAUUGUUCCAGUAGUUUCCAUUAACAGCCGGAACAAACCACCAACUGGAAAAAACCAACAUAACCUUUGCAACAGUUCAGAUUCAGAAGGUGCGAUUUUAAUUUUAUUUGAUUACGUGCUGCUGCUGAGUUUUGGACAUUCUGUACCUAAAGAUUCUUGUCUUUUCUCGUAUAGAUUUAUCCGUUAAACAGAACAACUCAGCAGCAGUCUAGAAGUGUUUUAGUAUCUAUUGAAAGAGAAAAGAACCACAUUUCGAACUAACCAGGUCAUGUUUCUCCGCUGAGCUACGACCUCAGCUCUGGUCUCCACAUUUCAAACAGGAAAAACUGACAGUUUAGUGGUAAAUUCAUGUCUUUGGGCAGUUUUACUGCUCUACAUUUUGUACACUUUAGUGAUUGUAGACAUUAGAAGGACACUGUCUCUGAUAGGUUUUCUGUUACCGUCUUCUUUUGGUAUUUCUGUGUCCACAAAUAAAUACGGAUUAAUUCAACUUCUAACCAGAUUAUCUAGGCCUGUUAGCCCAACAAUUUUAAUUAGACUAACAUGGCAUCACAAUGUGAGAUUAACAUUAACAAUAACAUAACAAUCUGACUUUUAAACGUCUGAUUUUUUUUUUUUUGUAAUGUUUUGUUCAUGAAGUGGACUGAAUGGAACCAGAGUAGAAACUUGCUUUUCAACGGUUAAUUAGAGUCGACACUCCCUUAACACUAACUAACCUUCAUUUAUGUCAUUUUGGUUCAAUAUUCUGAUUUAUUUUCUGUAAUAAAACAACAGACUGCUCUCAUAAAAUUCAUAAAAAGUAUAAGCUCUACAUUCCCAGGCUUCUGUAUUUAGAUGUAGCGUAUCAGAUGCUGAAGCUACAUGAAUACUUAACAUGUUUUUAUAAGUAGCUGAUGAAGUUGGACAAAGCUUCAUCAGUAACUAGCAAUGGCCAUGAAAUUAAAUUUUUUUAUGAAACGUAAAAUAAGAUUUAGCCAUCAGUUACCAAACAAGAAGAUCGUGACAGCCUACACAGGAAAUAUCUAAAGUUGAAUAAGUUGCUGUUUAAUUUGAGACGGCCAUAAAUGCUGAAUGAACUGUAAACUCUUUUAAUGAAAAUAUAAUCGUAUAUCACUCAGUUGGCACAUCGUUUUCAAGACGUUACUGUCUGUGUUGUUUCUUCUAAUGUUUUUAUUUUCUUUUUUUAAAGUUGUAUAUUUGUUGAAAUGAUUUUCUCAUUUACAAAACAAGUGCUUAGAUUAUUUUAACUAAGGAACUGGCCUUGAGCCCACCGGCGGGGAAACAUCUUGAUUUGAGUCAAACCAGCAUCAAUCGUAGCAGGAAAUGCGGCGCUUGUGUAGAUGCUGUACUGGUGCUAACAAUUUGUAGCUGGUUUUGAAGACUUUUGAAGAUGGUUGAUAAAUAUUACAAAGUAAACAGUAUUAUGAGAUUAAAAUCUGAUUCGAAUGAUAUUAAAUGUAACUGUAUGUUUUUACCAGUGCAUUGAUUUAUUCAUAAAGAUUGAGGUGUUUGUGUUCUUUGUGAAUUAGUUUCCUUUUAUUGAUUUUUGUGUUAUCUGUAGCAUGAACUCUUUUUGACAGUACCCUGUGCACAUGCAGAUAUAUCAUUUUUGUUUGCGUAACGUGCUUGCCGACUCUCCACAAGUCUGAUUUUACCUUGCUUUCUUUGCACAGUGUCUUUGUGGUUGUAUUUCAUAGCCCGAGGCAAAUAAACAUCACUGAUUUUCA